ACGUAGCUUGGAGGACUCAGCGCGUCCCUCCAGCGUUGAAAAGCUUAAUAAUGUUCGUUUCUCGUCGUUAUGUCGUUUGUCUGUAAGACCGAGCGUAAGUGUAACGUUAGCUUGCUCGUGCUGUUUGAAAAGUUCAUACUGCAAAGAUGUCAGUCAGCGAGCUUUAACAUGAGUGAUGCUCUAAACUCAAGAAAUCUAACUCACUAACGUUAGGUUUCCCCCUCAGUUUCCAAUUAAAACACAGCUUACAUUUUAUAAUUUUAAUUGAAAAUAUCGAAAUGUGGUGUCGUAUUAAAUAGGCCCAACAAAUAUGAACUACUCUGUUCCAAUUUAAGUUACUAUGACCAUUCAUGUGAAGCUGCUUUGAAACAAUCUACAUUGUAUAAGCGCUAUAAAAAUAAAGCUGAAUUGAAUGUAAACUCUCUUCGAGAUCAAAGUAGGCAAAUAACUGCAUUAAACAUUUUACUGUCUCAGGAGGCCAUGAAAAAUGAGGUAAACGAUAGUCAAGUGACACAACUCAGCCUAUUAGAUCUUGACAAUAUGGAAAAUGUAGCCAAAGAUUUACAUUGACACACAUUUAAAGUACUGAACAAAUGCAACAGUUGUAGUAUGUUUAGUAGCCUAGGUCACCUAACGUAUGUGAUUCAGGCAGAGCCGAUGUCACAGACAUACGUGCUUUUAAAUAAAGUUGUUUUAGGCCUAUUUCUCCUUUUGUCCUCAAUGCUGUUAUUAAAAUAACUACAAAUUACAUGGAGUGGGUGUAAUAAACAUAAUAAAAACAAGUCAUGGAAAUUAGGUUAAAUCAGGUAAUCUGACAGAAUUAAUCAGAGACGCGGAUCUUAUUCCGCGUGCGAUUCGGUUCAACUGAGUCUAUUAAAGGAACCUGUUCAAAAGAACGAUUCAUUCGCGAUUCGGACAUCCCCAACGAGCAGUACGAACUCAGUUGCUCUCUUGAGCGGCAAGACUGAAGCGAGCAGAUAACUCCCGCAGCACAAGAGCAGAGUCUACCGGCUCAUCUCAGUAUGUGGCAGAAAUCAACCCGGUGCUGAAGGAGGACUACAGACCAGACGAACUUCAGCAAAUCUCAGGGUCGCCAAACUGUUCGUUCCUGGACAACUGAACGGGAGGCUCUUCAUAUUUAUGUUCUCCAUUUGUACACGUCUCAGAACAGCCCGUCCUCCACCUCUGACUCUUGAGAGACGAAGCGUCAGGAUCCAGUGGAAUUGAAGCUGCCAUGGUUCUGGAAAUCUGUGCGUCACUUUGGUGAGCGUUGGGCCGUCAGAGGGCAGAAGACAUGUUGGGACAGAGGGCUGGGCACCCCAUUGAAGCUUGCUGUAGUAACCAUGGAAACGGUGUGGAGGAGUUUGGCCUGUGUUGGCAUCAUGGCCAUGGUUGCCAGUGGAGGGGCGGAGAGUUGGAGCGAUGAGAAGUUUGCACAGUCUCAAGCUGAGUUUCUGUCCAGCUUGGGCCAGUAUGAGAUUGCCAUCCCAGUGCGUGUGGGGCCUCAUGGGGAAACUCUUUCGGAAGAGGAGACGUCUCACGGGACUGUCCGCCACCGGCGCAGCACCGAAACACAGAGCGCUCCAGAGCCGCAGCUGUACUAUCAGCUCUCCACUUCCAGCACUGAUCUGCUGCUCAACCUCACGCUGCAGGGAGGACUGCUCUCGCGCCAGUUUCGUGUCGAAUACUGGAAGAGGGGCCGCUUGGCCUGGAGCCACCCAUACUUGCCCAGCUGCCACUAUGUGGGUCACCUGCAGCACCAGCCGCACUCCAGUUCUGUUGCUCUCAGCAACUGUAACGGACUGCAAGGGGUCAUUGUAGCAGGAGGUGAGGAGUACCUUAUUGAACCCCUGGUUUCUGCUAAAAACUUGACUAAUGAGGAUGGCAGAGAAGGGCGACCACAUGUUGUGUACAAACGCUCGUCUCUGAGAUAUCAGAACAUGGACCAGUCCUGUGGAGUUAUCGAUGAGAAGCCUGGGAAGAGUUAUGGAUGGUGGCAGAGAACAAUAAAACCCUCACCCAACCAGAUGGGACGGGGCCAGUUGCCACUGAAACGUUCUGUAAGUCGAGAGCGCUUCGUCGAAACCCUGGUGGUUGCCGACAAGAUGAUGGUCAGCUAUCACGGCCGUCGCGAUAUCGAGCAGUACAUUCUGGCCGUCAUGAAUAUUGUUGCCAAACUGUUCCAGGAUUCUAGCCUGGGGAAUGCAGUGAACAUCGUGGUGACGAGGCUUAUUCUGCUGAUGGAAGACCAGCCCACGCUAGAGGUAAACCAUCAUGCAGGGAAGUCUUUAGACAGCUUCUGCAAGUGGCAAAAGUCUAUCUUGCACCGGAACGGUCAUGGAAAUGCCAUACCUGACAAUGGAAUCGCUCACCAUGAUACAGCAGUUCUCAUCACCAGAUAUGACAUCUGCAUCUACAAGAACAAACCCUGUGGAACUCUUGGUCUGGCACCUGUUGGAGGUAUGUGUGAGCCAGAGAGAAGCUGCAGCAUCAAUGAAGACAUUGGCCUCGCCACUGCUUUUACCAUUGCACAUGAGAUUGGACACACGUUUGGGAUGAAUCAUGAUGGUGUUGGCAAUGCAUGCGGGGUGCGCAGUCAGGAGACCGCCAAACUCAUGGCUGCCCACAUUACCAUGAAGACCAACCCGUUCGUCUGGUCCGCCUGCAGCCGCGAUUACAUCACCAACUUCCUCGACUCUGGCAUGGGUUCCUGCCUCAAUAAUGUGCCCCCCAAGCAGGAGUUUGUGUACCCCACCACAGCCCCAGGCCAAGCUUAUGAUGCAGACGAGCAGUGCCGCUUCCAGUACGGAGUGAAGUCUCGUCAGUGUAAAUACGGGGAAGUGUGCAGUGAGCUCUGGUGCAUGAGUAAAGGCAAUCGCUGCAUCACCAGUAGCAUCCCAGCAGCUGAGGGCACCAUUUGCCAGACCAGCACUAUCGAAAAAGGGUGGUGCUACAAGAGAUUGUGUGUGCCGUAUGGAACACGGCCCGAGGGUGUGGAUGGUGGGUGGGGCCACUGGUCUCCAUGGGAGGAGUGUAGUCGCACAUGUGGGGGCGGAGUCUCAUCCUCCAUUCGUCAUUGUGACAGCCCCAGGCCAACGGUUGGAGGGAAAUAUUGUCUUGGAGAGAGGAAGCGCUUCAGAUCCUGCAACAUUGAUGAGUGUCCAGUCGGGUCUCAGGAUUUUCGGGAGAUUCAGUGCUCAGACUUUGACAGCGUUCCUUUCCGGGGAAAAUUCUACACCUGGAAGCCAUACAGGGGAGGUGGAGUGAAGUCAUGCUCACUGAACUGCCUGGCCGAGGGCUAUAACUUCUACACUGAGCGCGCUCCAGCUGUAGUGGACGGCACACCCUGCAGAGAUGACUCUCUGGACGUUUGUGUUAAUGGGGAGUGUAAGCAUGUGGGCUGUGACCGGAUCCUGGGCUCAGAUGUGCGGGAAGAUCGCUGCCGUGUUUGUGGAGGAGAUGGAAGCAGCUGCCAGGUCAUCGAGGGGGUCUUCAAUGACUCCUUGUCUGAAGGAGGUUAUGAAGAGGUGGUCAGAAUCCCCAAAGGAUCUGUAUUCAUACACAUCCAAGAGCUCAACAUCUCUCUGAAUUACUUGGUGUUGAAGAGCAAAGGGGAUCAGUACUUCAUCAAUGGCAAGCUGACCAUCGAUACACCGCGCCGCUUCGACAUUGCCGGUGGUACCUUCCACUACCGGCGACCCGCCAAUGAACCAGAGACCCUGGAAGCUCUCGGACCUACCAACAUGACCCUGAUCGUGAUGGUCUUGGUCCGUGAAGAGAAUCCAGGAAUUCUAUAUCGAUUCAACCCUCCAGUCAGCAGAGAUCCUCUGAGCAGUUACUCUUGGCAUUAUACAUCCUGGUCCCGCUGCUCUGCACUGUGUGCUGGAGGGGUUCAAGUCCAGCAGGUAGUGUGCAAAAAACAAGCUGAUCUCUCUGUGGUCUACAAUCACUUCUGCGACAAGAAGAACAAGCCCAAAGACAAGAAAAGACCAUGCAACCAGGAGCCUUGUCCUCCAACGUGGUGGACAGGAGACUGGUCAGAAUGCAGUCGGAGCUGUAAUGGAGGAGUUCGCACGCGGGAAGUGCUGUGUAAGAGGAAGAUGUCUGUAACAGAAGAGAAAGUGCUGGACGACACAGCCUGCACCACAACACGGCCUUCCGUCACAGAGCCCUGCAACAACCACACCUGCCCACCCGAGUGGCACGCGCUCGACUGGUCAGAGUGUACUCCUGGCUGUGGUCCGGGAUACAGGUACAGGGUGAUUUUAUGUAGAAGUGGAGACAACGGAGAGACGCUGCCAGAGUCUGAGUGCCCGAAACAAAGCCGCCCGACCACCAGAGUGCGCUGUAACAUACAGCGGUGCCCACCACCUCAGUGGGUCGCAGGUCCCUGGGGAGAGUGUUCUGCGAGGUGUGGAAUGGGUCAGGAGAUUCGUUUUGUUCAAUGUCUGACACACACUGGCCAGCCGUCCAAUGAGUGCCCUGAGUCUCAUCGUCCAGCCUUCAUGCAGCAGUGCAAGAGCAAGUGCGACCACAGCGGCCCUACAGACAACCCUGAAGAGUGUAAAGAUGUGAACACAGUGGCGUACUGCCCCCUGGUGCUCAGGUUCAAAUUCUGCGGCCGUGCAUAUUUCAGACAGAUGUGCUGCAAAACCUGCCAAGGACACUGACCUCUCUCUCUCUCCUCCAUACUCAAACACAUGCACACAGUUAUUUUUCUAUGUCUCUCUCUCUCUCACCCUGGUUUUCUUCCUCUCCGCCCUCCCAUCUUCUUGCAUGGCCAAAACCGCCCAUGCUCAGCAUUCCACUGGAGGAGCGCAGUCAACCACUUGCAGGCUGACAUCACUGAGGGAGAAAGCAUGGGGGAAAGAAGAGAAAGAGAGAGAAAUGCGGAAAGAACGAGAGAGAAUGUUUCUCUCCCUCCGACCAGCUGCUUUGGCACUGCUGCUGUGAAAACCAGUCUGUCCAAAAGACCUCUGUCAGUCUUCGUAAGCUCUUCCGCAUGGUGCUCUGGGUCGUCACUUGUCAAGCAGAGAAGUGUUUGUGUGAGCUGUCACACCUGUAGUUCUCAGUGAGUAAUAGUCAUCUAAUGUGAUAAAAGAUUCAUUUACUGACCUGUCCUCUUUACAAACGGACCAAUCCCAAAUGGCACACUUACAUUGCCCUUCACAUGCGUCCAGAAGAUUACAGGUUGUCGUGUUCAUCAUUUUAGCUUUCAGAAUAGUGCUUGUACCCUUCGAUGCACAAUUAUUUGGAGACCUCUUUCAAACUUGCAAUUUGUCACAAAAAUGUGGACUCUGGAGGAAUAAGAGGAUUUAGUGUGUCAUUUGGUAUUGGUCAUAGUCUCAAAGGUGCACUCAGUCAUUUUUUUUACAUGUAGCUCUUUUUAUCUUUGAAUUAUACUGACAUCUAGUGUUGUGGAUGAUUUAUUAUGCGCAACAAUUGUACAAAGAAAACAACUUUUCAUUGUCAGACACUAUUUUCUUGUGAGCAAAAGUUUUUAAAAACAAGUUGGCUAGUAAUGAGUAGUUUUCACCUGGUGAUCUCUACAUGGUGUAAAUAUUUCACUUUACAUGAAAUAUUACAUUGUGGAAUUGUGUUUUGGCUGCGUUAAUCACUGCUCAGCCAUAUUUUAUAGUUGAAAAUAUAACAAAGCUACUUUUUAUUGCCGUUUAUAGUAAACUUUUGAAACAUUCUGUUAUCUGGGUUUUUCAUAUAAAUUACUAUGCAAAAGUCAGCUAAUGAUUGUUAUUUUAUGGGUUUAUUUCUCUAUAGUUUUAUUGUAUGCAAUAUAUGGUUUCAGACUACUAAAGAUUUCAAUUGAAGUCAUUUAGAGUCAAAUAAAAAAGUUUAACCGUGAAUUAAGGGAAACUGUUAUUAGCAUAUACAGUGGGGGAAAUAAGUAUUCAACACGUCACCAUUUUUUUUUUAGAAAACUUUUUUCCAAAGAAAUCCAUUUAUACAAAGAAAACAGUAUUAAUUAGUUUACAAAUGAAGCUAAAAUAAACAUUUACAAUUGAAAAUUAAAUGUCACAAGACAAAAUUAUUGAACACAUUAAGGGAGGUGUAGAAAGGCAGUAAAAGCCCAGAUUGCACCUGCAAUAUCACAGUAGUUAUUCAGCAAUUCUCCGCCCUUCCUCAGUGUAAAUGAAUAUUAGCUGCUUUAAUACAACAUCCACUUUGCCAGGAUGAUGAAGAUGAAACCAGGGUGGACAUUUCAGCAAGACAAUGAUCCAAAAUACAGCCAAGGAAACUCUUAAAUACUUUCAGAGAAUUAAAAUCAAUCACCUGACUUGAAUCCAAUAGAAAAUACAAAAUGAAGAUAAAAUUUGAUAGACGAGACCCACAGAACCAUCAAGAUUUUUACACUCUGUUAAGUCUGUGAAAAAAAUCACACCUGAGCAAUGCAGGACUUCAUUCUACAUAUGAGAGUUGUCUUUAAGCUGGCAUCACCAAAAAAGCCUUUUAUAUAAAGUAUUAAAUACUUUUCAGUAGUUCAGUACUUUGCCUUUGCCCCUUUGUUUGUGAUUUCAUUGUUAUAACACAGAACCAUUUUUUCAGAUUAUUAUCAUUUUUUGUAUUAUUUUUGCUUGUAUUGUUUAUGUUUUUACUAAAAUCUGGUUCAAUUCCAUAUCAACGGGUCCUUUGGAUAUAUUAUUCCCAGGAAAAAAACAUGACAUGUUAAAUACUUUUUUCCCCAUUGUAUUUUUAAGUGCAGGUUCAGAUUUUAAACAAUUUUCAAAACAUGAAAAUGUUUAAUGUGGAAAAAAAUUAUUGAGUGCAUUUUAAAGGCAUAAUUCACACCAAAAGGAAUUAUCUGUUGUUAUUACCUCAUCUUCAUGUUGUUAUAAAUGUCAAACAAAUGUCCAUAAAAUGAAACUUGCUGUCUCGCUGGGGUCCAAAAUAACAUUUCUGUAUACAAUUAAAAAGCACAAUUUGACAUUUUUCUAAAUAUCUAAUGGUCAAAAUUUGUUAGUAGUAAUUUAAAACAGGAGAAUAAAUAAAUUAUAAUUUUUGGGUGAACUAUGCCUUCAAGGUCUUUCACACUUUUAGCAAUUUACAAAGCAACAAAGUGUUAACAAUUUAAAUAAAUGAUUAAUUAAAUGAGUGGAAAUUUUCAGUUCAAUAUACUGUAAAUGUCAUUUUUGCUCAUUGAGUUAAGUAGAAAACAUUUACCAGCUCAUUGUGUCUUGUUGACAAUCAGCAUGUAAAUUGCUAUCUGUGUGAACGACCCUUUUGGGACUCUUCAGAUCAUUCAGAUAUCAUAAGCUCUCAUUCGGUGUGGUUGGUGCUGAGAUACUGUAUCUUUAAAUCUGACGGCCGUGUGGCCAUUUGCAGGUGCUGUUCUGUUUUCAUGCCAUCUGGUCCCAUAAUGCUUACACUAAAUAAUCAUAAGAUAUUGUGCGCCAGUUCAACCUGGAUAAACAAUUAACUGUUUAACAAUUGGAGGGAAACGAGGUAAGGUGAGUUUAGCUUCCGUGCACAACAUAACAGUUGUUUAAUCAGGCAAAGGACGCUGUUGUUGAACCAUGUUGUGGUUAUGUCGUUAUUUUUAGGCUUUUUUAACCCAAGAUAAUGUACUGUAUUCUCGAUGCACCACAAGUGGCCAUGUAGCAACUGUGGUGCUCGAUUUUGACCCUUGUAACUAUUCAGUUUUUUUACAUAUGAAAACCUUUGAGAUCGUAUAGUUAGUUGGUCCCAAAAAUUCAACCUAAUGUAUUCUUCUUCAUUUGUUUACAUAUAUAAGUCAUGCAAUAGGUUUUUGUGAGUCAAAUAUUGAAAUAUCAAUUGUUUGCAUUGAUGCUACAGAAACAAUGGGGUUUGAAUAUGUACACAUGCAGAUGAGAUUUAAGAGUAAAGGGGAAGAAUGUAGAUGGAAGUAGUAGUUUUCUGCCAUAUUUUUGUUUUAGUCUGUUCCUCACAAAAAAAGAUAACAUGCUACUUUAAAAGAGCUUGGAACAAAAUAAUGGCAAUUAAACAACAUUUUUAGUUAAUGUUUUAUAUUUUUAAACUUGGGAAUUCAAAAUGUUGAUUGAAUUUCCUUCCAAAAUCUGUUCUGUUUCAUCGAGUUUUAACCCAAAUAUACCAUCAUUCAGCCCAAUCUUGCCAUUGAAUCAACUUACUAGUAUCAGUCACUGUUAGAGAGCCAUUACAGACCUUCUCCCUGUCCUGGGUCCUGGCAGCACUCUCUUUUGAAGAGCAGAUCAUGAGAAGAUGGCCUCUGUUCGAGGACUGAUGGCUAAUCUGUGGUGCUACAGUAUGGUGCUAUGUCUUUAUUUGUCAUAAUCUCAAGAUUUAUGUUAUAUAUGUAUUGUAGGGAUUGUUUUUCUAAAGAUGAUACAUUUGCUAAAGAAAAAAAUAUAAGCAGGAUUCUAUGAAAACUAAAAUUGUUGUUAAAGUCUGCAGAGACACUAACUUUGUAAUCAUAUAUUUGGUACAGUUAUUAUGUGAAAGUAAAUUGCUGUUUUGCUUUUGAUGGCAAGCUUUGUGUGUUUUUAUUCAUUUUUAAAAUGUUUUGCUUUGUUCCUACAUUUGUAGAUUCACUUUGGAAAUGAAGUCACGCUUGUUUAUUUGGACUUAACAUAAGUAACGUGCUGUACCUGUGAUGUAGUUUAUGCCAUUUGAAUUGUACUUAGACCAGUUGAAAUGAAUUUGAAAUGCAGAAUAAAAAGAUGCAUUGUGUACAAAUAAAA
Messenger RNA from Danio rerio (zebrafish), 8693 nucleotides. The record is from RefSeq and is a predicted model, not a curated record. NCBI's taxonomy places the organism in Eukaryota, Metazoa, Chordata, Actinopteri, Cypriniformes, Danionidae.